Fonsecaea erecta is the source of this 1866-nucleotide messenger RNA. RefSeq lists its product as hypothetical. The record is from RefSeq and is a predicted model, not a curated record. Gene Ontology annotation, molecular function: transmembrane transporter activity. NCBI's taxonomy places the organism in Eukaryota, Fungi, Ascomycota, Eurotiomycetes, Chaetothyriales, Herpotrichiellaceae. Gene Ontology annotation, biological process: transmembrane transport. The transcript has 2 exons. Bases 1 to 1866 code for a protein of 621 amino acids.
AUGUCAGAUCCAGAAAAGUCCAUCCCGCCAGUCGUCAUCUCCCAAUACCCGAACAGUCCCUCCUCCUCUCCACAGACUCCUAUUCACAAGGAAUACUAUUCACCCACCACCGACCAGUCUCCCACAUCUUCUGUCUCUAGGUCUGAAAGUGACAAUGAUGAACGAGCCCUGACACUCACCAUUACCCAAGCUUCGCGACAGUCUGCCACGAGAACGGCGACAAGAAUAACCACUCAUGGCACCGAUCUCACACUAGAUCCAUCGUUCGAAGUGGACUUUGAGCCCGACGAUCCUGGAAAUCCUAGAAACUGGUCAAUAUGGUACAAAUCUUAUGCCAUCUUUACGAUAUCCUUUGCCACGUUGGGAGUGGUAAUGUACUCGACCUCAUACACGUCGGGCAUGGAUGCCAUGAUGAAGGAAUUCGGAAUCACGUCGGAACCGAUUGCCACGCUUGGUGUCACGACAUAUCUGUUCGGGCUGGCGGCGGGCUCCUUACUUCUCGCCCCGAUUGCUGAGACAUAUGGGCGAAAACCGGCCUAUACGAUAUGCAUGGCCGGCUUUACCAUCCUGAUCAUUCCAGCGGCGUUGGCUACUGACUUGCAAACCAUCAUUAUCGUGAGGUUCUUUGGGGCUCUUUUUGGAAGCGCCAUGAUUGCCAAUGCUCCUGGGUCCAUUGCCGACUUGGUCUCGGACGAGUUCCGCGCGACGGCUUUCUCUAUCUGGUCGAUUGGACCCAUGAACGGUCCCGUGGUUGGUCCGACGAUUGGAGGUUUCGUGACCGAAUAUCUCGGCUGGCGAUGGACCAAUUGGAUCGCCAUGAUCUGGGGAGGUUGCGCCUUUGUUUUCCUGCUGUUCUUGAAUGAGACAUAUGCACCAGUCCUGCUGCAGCGGCGAGGCAAGACAUUGCGACGGGUUCAUGACGAUGACAGGUACUGGACUCGGUACGACAUUCGGGUUGGGUUUGUCGAACUGAUGAAAAUUAAUCUCAAACGCCCGUUGUUACUCGCGGUCCAGGAGCCCAUCUGCAUAUUUUGGAAUGUUUAUAUCUCGAUCGUCUAUGGCAUUCUCUAUCUGUGCUUCGUCGCCUACCCUAUCGUCUUUACCGAAUUGCGUGGCUGGUCUACUGGCAUGAGCGGCCUCUCCUUCCUGGGAAUUGGUAUUGGGACACUGUUGGUAAUCUCAAGCGCCACCCCAAUCCGGAAGCUCAUCAAUUCGCACAAACGGGACAAAGACGGAAACGUGCCACCCGAGGCAAUGAUGAGCAUCGUCUGCAUCGCGGCCGUGCUGGUCCCCAUCGGCGAAUUGUGGUUCGCCUGGUCCUGUUACCCAACCAAGAUCCACUGGGCUAUCUCGAUUGCCGCCGGGAUCCCAUUCGGAUACGGCAAUGGCGCCGUGUUCAUCUACGCUGGGAACUACCUGGCCUACAGCUACGGAAUUUACGCCGCGAGCGCCAUGGCAGGCAAUGCCGUGAUGAGAUCUCUGCUGGGAGGAACACUGCCUCUGGCCGGACCGGCCAUGUAUCGUGCCCUCGGACCCAACUGGGCGGGGACCUUGCUGGGCCUCCUCGAGGUCAUCAUCAUCCCGAUACCGUUCCUCUUCUACCGGUACGGCGGCCGCAUUCGCGAAAAAUCCACCCUGAUCCGCCAGAUGCGACAGGACGAAGAACGACAGGAGCGCAAGCGGAGAAAGGCCGAGGAGAGACUACGCAUCGCGGUCAUGAGCGGCGACGAGGAGGAGAAGGUCGAGGCCCGCAACGAGCUGGUCCGGGUCAGGAGUCGGCUGGACGACGAGAAGAAUCUCGAAGUCGCCGGCCAGGAGACGCUGAAUUGCAUCCAGGGGCUAGGGCCUGGAAAGGAGACGGUUUAA